Messenger RNA from Paramacrobiotus metropolitanus, 3608 nucleotides. Its product is annotated as semaphorin-2A-like. The coding region runs from base 1070 to 3160 and encodes 696 amino acids. Gene Ontology annotation, molecular function: semaphorin receptor binding; chemorepellent activity. The record is from RefSeq and is a predicted model, not a curated record. Lineage: Eukaryota; Metazoa; Tardigrada; Eutardigrada; Parachela; Macrobiotidae. Gene Ontology annotation, biological process: negative chemotaxis; negative regulation of axon extension involved in axon guidance; positive regulation of cell migration. The transcript is spliced from 14 exons.
UGCGGCAUUCGCCGAUCUGCAGAUUUGCAUGGCGAUUUAACACGUCGGUGUUUGCUCAUCAAGACGUUUUCCAUUGACCACUAUAGUGCUUUGUUUUGAGAGAUAGUUUGUUUGUCCGACUUCCGGUUAAUCUAAAUUUAUUCCCCAAUAAAUACCAUCGAUUUUUCCAUUAUUCGUAACAGGUCUCCUUGUCCUCAACCGGUAAGACAAUACGGUCUAUUCAGUCCACUGAAGAGGGAAACAUCUGUCCUUAACUGACUCAAAUCAACCACCGAGGCCCCGCCCUCAUCUGGCCCUUCACAGCAAUCAACGCAGCGGUGCUGGAUAAUUGCUGUCUGCAUUCUAAUCACCGCGCAAGCCGCUAAAUCCUGGUGCAUUUGAGGCCAACUGGCCAUUGGUCAAACAGAGACCGGAUCUUUUGUACGUACAAGCUGGCAUUGCUCUUGACAAUUGGCUUCCCUUCGGCUGAUUUUCAUCAUCGUAUCUCUCUCUGUCUCGCUCAUUCCACAUCUUCACCCACUCACUGCCUACAACUCGGCAUUUCUCACUCAUUUGCUCGAUGAACUGAAACUCCACUCGGAUUUCUCAUCACUCUCCUCGUACACGUCAGUUGUUGCCAGAAAGAUCACAGUGUCAAGAGGGGAAGCGGAAAGAGUCGAUUUUUUGCACUUUCCGCUGGUUUUUGUACGGACGCGCCUUUUUGUAUGAGUGCAGAGUCGGGUUGUGUAUGCGUAUCGUGACUGUUGACGGUUUGCCGGUUGGUGUGCGGUGGCGGUUCAAGAAGUUAUUUAUUGAUUUUUAUGAGAUCCGAUAAAAUCAUUUUUUAUCCUCUAUUUCCGGAAGUGCCCGUGCAACCGGUUGCCGGUUGCUUGUGUGUGCCUAACUAUAAACGCCGGUCUGCUAUAUUUUCCAUCCAUCAUCAAUGGCAAUCCAGUGAAUUCCGUUAGUGCACUUUGCUGUCGGGUGAGAUAUUUAUUAAUCCACUUGUGUGUGUGGAUUCCCGGAUUGGAGCGGUGAAUCGGAGCGGAGAGGAAAAAAGCAACACCAUUUACACUAGGACAACGGCAAAAUGAUCCCGACUCCAAGUGGCUUCCGGUUCAUGCUGCGCAUCAUAUUACUGCCGGCAGUAUGCCUGGUUACCUGGACAUCAGCAGGUCCAGUGCGCAUAUUUUCUUGUGGAAGGCUCUAUUAUCGAACAUUUUUCCUGGAUUCCCAUUCGAGCACCCUGUUUGUCGGUGGAAUGAACCACAUGUUCAAAUUGAAUUUGGACAACAUCAACGCAUCAUCCUGCCAUUCUCCCAAGUUCGAGCCUGAUUUUCGCCGACGCUGUGAAAAUAUAAUUGGCAAAUCAAAGCAUUUCCAUUGCCAAAACCACAUCCGCGUCAUCCAGCCAUUAGCCAAAGGUCAAUACUUGUAUGUCUGCGGCACCAAUGCCUACCGACCCAAAGACUGGAUAGCCCAUUCAGGAAAUUUAACCGAAGUGCAGGGCAUCAGCUUCCCCGGGAUCGGCGAUGGUAUUGCGAAAUGUCCCUUUGAUCCGGAAGAUAAUAGCACCGCCGUUUGGGUUGAGCACGGUAAUCCCGGCAACUAUCCGGCUUUGUAUUCGGGAACUGUGGCGGAUGUAAGCAGAGCUGAUCAUCUUAUCUUCCGAUCGGACUUGUACGAUUCCCGCUCAACACUAGCCCACUCGUAUUUACGCAGCAUCGAAUACGACACCAAAUGGCUUGACACUCCCCAGUUUGUUGGAUCGUACGAGAUCGAUGAAUAUGUCUAUUUCUUCUUCCGGGAAAAUGCGAUUGAAUAUACAAAUGCCGGAAAGAACGUCUACGCACGCGUUGCCCGCGUCUGCAAGCGAGACACCGGUGGCCGAAAUGUCCUGGAGCAGAACUGGUCCACUUAUACCAAGGCGCGGAUUAAUUGCAGCAUCCCAGGAGAGUAUCCCUAUUAUUUCAACCAGAUCCAGAGUAUUGUCAAGGCCGAUACGCCGCGCACAUCGGCCGUUACAUUCUACGCCACAUUUACCAGCUCAUUAAAUGGCGCCGCGGAUGCCGGGGGAUUUCAGGGGUCGGCCAUUUGUGCCUUUACACUGGAGGAUAUUGAGAAGGCCUUCAAUGGACGCUUUAAGGAGCAGGCUUCGGUUAGCGCCGCGUGGCUUCCGGUAUUGAAAUCCGAUGUACCGGAACCGCGACCCGGACGGUGUAUGGAGGACACCAAGAAUCUUCCCGACAGCGUCCUAACCUUUAUUAAGAAUCAUCCCAUUAUGGACGCAGCAGUAGCCCAUCAAUAUGGCCAGCCACUAUUUUACCAGCAUGGAUUAACGUUAACAAAGUUAGCCGUUGUUCAGACUAUUGCGGAAGGAUACGAAUACAGUGUAUUCUUCGCUGCAUCGAACACCGGUGUAGUACACAAAAUUAUCCACUGGUACGACUCCAUUAAGCAGUCCGUGGAAUCCCGUCUGCUGGACGUUUGGGUUACGCUGGAAGGUGAAGCCAUUCGCGCCAUGACGGUGUCCAAUGAGCACCGGUCGGUGUAUGCAUCCACCGAUACCAAAGUGGCCCAGUUCUCCUUCGCCAGCUGCCACAAUCACCGGCAUUGUUCGUCGUGCGUACGGGAUCCGUUCUGUGUUUGGAGUAGGGAAAACAGCAAAUGCGAAGAAAUUGCCUCAAUAAGCGAAUCUUUGAAGUGGCGUCCUGAUCCCAAUUUUCUUCAGGACGUUAGACAGGAGCGCGUUCUGGUUUGCGAUGAGUGCGUGAAGUGGCAGAACACCAGUGCAUUACUAGGGCAGACAGUGUUUCUCCCUUGCCGAUAUCAAACAUCAUAUUCGCCCGAAAAAGCGAAAGAUGUAUUUUGGGUUCACAAUAAAGCCCGUUUGGACAAGGAGCUGCGAAAACACCGAUUACAUCGCACGGAAGAGGGAUUACUGCUGACAGAAAUAAGACCAUCCGAUGCCGGUUCUUAUGAAAUGUACAGUGGACACGAUGUUGUGUGCAGAUUCAGUUUGGGCGUCGAUCAAGAGAGCUGUCAAACACCGAGGAGCGAAGCAGAAUAUAAGAAGGUCUACCGAGACUGGUGUGAUGAAUUCCAAAAGUAUAAAAAGCAUAUGCAAGCGUGGCAGAAAAGCAAAGAGGCCUGCAUGAAGCAGCACAUAAAUGCCGUAUGAUCGUGCCCUUUGUGUUCGCUCAUUCCAGUCUGCAGUUGGGAUCUGCAUGCUCGUUCGUGAUCUUUCUUUCGUGAUAAUCUGUGAUUUUGAUGGAAAGUAUGGAGAAUAACGAAUUUCGCACUAAUAAAAACCAAAAUGGAAGGACCAAAGUUUUUGGAUUAACCGUGCACACGGUUGUGCCGGCAGUUGCUUGACUCGGAUCUUUGUAAGCGCGGAGAAAUCUGGUUCUUCAACUGGUGCAUUGUAAAUGCAUGCGCUGCUUUACAUUUUGCUCGAGAAUUGAUGAAUUGCAACUCAGAUUUUUGGCGGUUUUUGUCCAGUUUAAUAAUCAAACUUUGCGAUUUUUAAAGAAUUUUUGUUGAGAAGUAUGUUAGCUGUGUCGUUUUCUGACGCCACCGGGAACCGGUCACCGGUAUUUUGGUUGUUAUAAUAACUUACAAUUUAGUAU